Messenger RNA from Raphanus sativus (radish), 1450 nucleotides. RefSeq names its product UDP-glycosyltransferase 82A1. NCBI's taxonomy places the organism in Eukaryota, Viridiplantae, Streptophyta, Magnoliopsida, Brassicales, Brassicaceae. The record is from RefSeq and is a predicted model, not a curated record. The transcript is spliced from 3 exons. Gene Ontology annotation, molecular function: UDP-glycosyltransferase activity. The coding region runs from base 1 to 1386 and encodes 461 amino acids.
AUGAAAGUAACACAAAAGCCAAAGAUAAUAUUCAUCCCUUACCCGGCGCAAGGCCAUGUCACCCCGAUGCUCCACCUCGCGUCGGCCUUCUUCAGUCGUGGAUUCUCCCCUGUCCUUAUGACUCCCGAGUCUAUCAACCGUAGGAUCUCAAAGUCUAACGAGGAUCUUGGAAUAACGUUCUUAGCCUUAUCAGACGGUCAAGAACGUCCGGACGCACCUCCCUCGGACUUCUUCUCGAUAGAGAAGUCGAUGGAGACCAUCAUGCCGUCUCAGCUUGAACACUUCCUGCUAGAAGAAGACGUGGGUGCGGGCCGUGUGGCUUGUGUUGUGGUUGAUUUGUUGGCUUCGUGGGCUAUAAGAGUGGCUGAUCGGCGUGGUGUUCCUGUCGCCGGAUUCUGGCCGGUGCUGUUCGCUGCUUACCGUAUGAUCGAAUCUAUACCAGAGCUAGUACGGACAGGCAUAGUCUCCCGAAAAGUUAUAAUUGUACCAUUAGGCUGUCCUCGUCAACCAGAAAAACAAUUACUCCUACCGGAGCAACCGCUCCUAUACACUGGAGAUCUAUUGUGGCUGAUCGGUACUCCGACGGCUCAAAAAAGACGAUUCAAGUUCUGGCAAAGAACCCUAGAACGAGCAAAAAGUCUCCGGUGGAUCUUGGUAAACUCAUUCAAAGACGAAUAUGAACUUGAGUUCAUUAAUAAGGACAACAACAAUCGAAACCCUCGAAUUCUUUACGUUGGUCCAUUACAUAACCAAGGAGCAACAAGUGAUAAAACUUUAACCAAGAACCCUAGUUUCUGGGAAGAAGACAGAUCUUGUCUUGGCUGGCUCCAAGAACAGAAGCCAAACUCAGUCAUUUACAUCUCAUUUGGAAGCUGGGUUUCUCCAAUAGGAGAAUCAAAGAUUAGAACGUUGGCAUUAGCGUUGGAAGCAUCAGGAAGACCUUUCAUUUGGGCGCUAAACCGGGUUUGGCAGGAGGGACUGCCACCAGGGUUUGUCAAUAGGGUCAAGAACCAAGGAAGGAUCGUGCCAUGGGCCCCACAGAUUGAAGUUCUUAAAAGCGACUCAGUGGGUUGUUAUGUGACUCAUUGUGGCUGGAACUCGACCAUGGAGGCGGUGGCAAGUUGUCGGAGGCUAGUGUGUUAUCCCGUAGCCGGAGACCAGUUUGUGAACUGUAGAUACAUUGUGGAUGUAUGGAAGAUCGGGGUGAGAAUAAGCGGGUUUGGAGAGAAGGAGGUUGAGGAUGGGUUGAGGAAAGUAAUGGAGGAUGAAGAGAUGGGUGAGAGAUUGAGGAAGUUGAGAGAUAAAGCAAUUGGGAAUGAAGCUCGUCUGUGUUUGGAUAAUAGUUUUACUAUUUUCAAGGAUGAUAUUUGUGGGUACAAUAUUUGAUUAUUGUUUUGAUUGAACCAUUGCAGUUUUUUUUUCACUCUUAAUAUAGCAAGUCAAAACUCAU